Messenger RNA from Anopheles funestus (African malaria mosquito), 1549 nucleotides. RefSeq names its product E3 ubiquitin-protein ligase MIB2. Lineage: Eukaryota; Metazoa; Arthropoda; Insecta; Diptera; Culicidae. Gene Ontology annotation, molecular function: protein binding. The record is from RefSeq and is a predicted model, not a curated record. The transcript has 8 exons. Bases 77 to 1303 code for a protein of 408 amino acids.
AGCGAUCGAUUGGUUGCGAUGAAUAGUUUAGUACUUUUAUUUGUGCAUUCCUACCUUUGCAAAUAUCGUUGUGGCCAUGUGUGAAGAAUCUGUUGUACUCGUACUCGUGUUUGGUUUGGAGUUGUGUGUAAGAUCACGAAGAAGGCAAAAUCGGAAACUAGGAGAGCAACAGGUCGAGAUACCUUUAUUCCGUACCGAGGAAGGACGAUACUUAGCUACAUCUCUGGGCGAUCCUCUCAUCAAAGGGCUAACGGAGGUAGCGAAUAAACGGCCACCAGAUCCCAUCACCUAUCUAGCAAACUAUUUGUACAACUUUGCCAAUCAGAAAACCAAACCGGGACGCAAGGAAUCGGAUAACGAUUCCAACAAUAACUUCAUUGAAGGAUCCGUAAAACAACCGGCAGAGAAGGAGCUGGAAAGUUCGGUCAAGCAGCCCACCCAACCGGAAACUAUCCAAGGUCCAACAGUCCCAACACAACCGGUGGAACCAAACGUUAUGGAUGACAGUCAACCAUCACCUGACGAGUCUGAUAUUAUUCCGGCACCAUCCGAUGAAAGGGAUGAGCAUGGUCAGAGCAUGCUGCAUUUUGCGUGUGCCCGAUCACAUGGAAGGAAUGCGCUUGUUCAAUUGAUUGAAGAAUCCGGCACAAACGUAACUUAUCGCGAUGAGCUGUAUCGUACGGCUAGGGAUGUUGCACUGCAGGCGACGCAACCAGAUAAUGCCAAAGAAAUUGAUCGCUAUAUUAUCGGACUGGUGGCAAAAGGUGAUCUGGAAGCGCUGAAUAGUAUGCUGCUGGAAGGAUAUGAUCACAUUCUGGAUAUUGUAGCUCCGGACGGGACCACCAUUGAACAAGUGGCUAGUGCUCGUGGGCAUCAGGAUAUUGUUCGAUUUUUAGAGGGGAUACGUACAUUCGAGGAAAACCGCGAAAACUUGCUCGGUGCCAUUAGACAGAAAAAGUUUGAAGCCGUUGUUAAUCUCUCGAAGUUACCGGACGGCGCCAAGCUUGUACGAGCAAAGAAUUAUUAUGGUCGAUCCUCCUUGCACAUAGCCAUACUGAUGGAAAACGAAGACAUGGUCGACUAUUUGGCCUCCAAUUUUAAGGCGACACUGAAGAUUGGAGACAAUCUGGAACGUACACCAUUGCACUAUGCUAUGGGGGUAAGCAACGUGGAAGCACUGAGCCGAAUUUUGAUAAAGAAUGGCGCCAAACGUGUACUGAAGGAUUUGAAAGGUCGCCAGCCAAGUUACUAUUUCAUGAACAAGGCAGACAUUUUGCGUUUACAAGAGGAGGAAAAGGAAUGAGUUUGAUGCCUGUAAAUGGCGAUUGAUCAUUCACGUUUGUUGGUUUUAGGAGAUCAUAACUGUUACUAGAAAAAUUUGUACACAUUCGUUCCGGGAUAAUGGUUUAUGAAUGUUUUGUGGUAGUACAAUUCUCUUCUACAAGUCAACUAUUUGUAUUCAAUGAAAUAAAAUACUUUCCGGCAAUUUUUGGUUUGUUUGAACGGUUUAAUUAUAUGUAAUGUUUUUAGCGAAAAAUAUGAAUUUAAA